AUGGCCGCGGAACAGAGAAAGCUGCUGGAGCAGCUCAUGGGAGCUGACCAGCUCAUUGGCACCGGAGCCCAGGGCCGCAAUUCGCAGCUUUCAAUUACCGACCCCAAAGUCUGCCGUUCCUACCUCGUCGGUACUUGCCCGCACGACCUCUUCACCAAUACCAAGCAGGAUCUCGGACAAUGCCCCAAGGUGCACAGCGAGGGCCUCAAGACGGAGUAUGAGACAGCUUCGUCGGCGGAGAAGGCUAAAUGGGGAUUCGAAUUCGACUACAUGCGCGACAUGCAGAAGUACAUUGACGACUGUGACCGGAGGAUCGACACGGCCCAGCGCCGACUGGAAAAGACCCCAGACGAGAUCAGGCAAACCAACGACCUCCUCAAGCAAAUCGCAGACUUAAACAACACCAUCAACACCGGCCUCCUCGAAAUCUCCGUCCUCGGCGAGACAGGCUCUGUCGCCAUGGCCCUCAGCGACAUGCACAAGAUCCGCACGGCAAAGCAUCAGAAGGAGGGCUAUGAGCGCGAUCUCAAGAAUCUCCAGGAUACUUCAGGCCCGUCGGGCCAUCAGAAGCUCCAGGUCUGCGACGUGUGCGGCGCAUACCUGAGUCGACUUGAUAAUGACCGACGAUUGGCAGAUCACUUCUUCGGAAAGAUGCACAUGGGAUAUUCGGAUAUGCGCAAGGGUUUCAAAAGGCUCAGCGUCGAACUUAAGGGCCGGGCUCCGCCCGUGCGCCAGCACGAAGAGGAGGAUCCUUACAGUGCAGGUGGCCGGUCUGGAGGUGGACGUGGUCCUCGGUAUGGGGGAGGUGGCGGUGGUGGUGGUGGAUACAGACGACGAGGCGGAAGAUGGUAA
This is a messenger RNA of Penicillium waksmanii, 852 nucleotides long. Its product is annotated as LUC7 domain-containing protein. The transcript has 3 exons. Gene Ontology annotation, molecular function: mRNA binding. The record is from RefSeq and is a predicted model, not a curated record. Gene Ontology annotation, cellular component: U1 snRNP; U2-type prespliceosome. NCBI's taxonomy places the organism in Eukaryota, Fungi, Ascomycota, Eurotiomycetes, Eurotiales, Aspergillaceae. Gene Ontology annotation, biological process: mRNA splice site recognition. The coding region runs from base 1 to 852 and encodes 283 amino acids.